GGCUUUGUGCAAUAAUAAAAAAAUAACCCUAAUCUUAGUAAACAAGAAUGAUUCUUUCUUCUUGAUAUGUCUGGACAAACUGCGCCUUUUAACUUUUGAUUCUGGUGCCUAUGACUCUAAAUUUUGAAUACUCCUUUUUGAAAAAGGCUUAUCACUCCAUCUGCCUUCGCUGAUAUAUAAAAAUGCUAAAUAAUUGUGAUAUUGUAGAGCUUAUUUUUUAUUUCAGAAAACCAUCAGUUAUGUAAAUGUACACGAAAGGUCAACAAUUGUUUAAUUAUCUACAAUAUUGUUAGUUUAUGGUACUCAUAAUGACAUGAAUUAUCAGUUUAAAGAUAUUCAAUCCACACUGCAAUGACAUAUUUGUAAUUUUGGCAACACUGAAGUUAUCACAAUCUAAACGAAUAGUGAAACCAGAAAAACUUCUUAAUAAAAAAUUUUCUCAAAUUUGUACAAAUAACGAGAAUUCGUAAUUAAACGAGGCACCAAUAAAUUAUAGUAAAUUUUAAUAGAAAGAAAAAUUUGCAAAAUAAUUAGAGAAGAAUAGUCGGUCCGCUGUUAAUUAGAAGAAAACAGAAACUCUGACCGCAGUAGUCACAGCCGAAGGCAAAAAAGGGAAACAAAAACAAUUGGACUUACAACGUGAAGAAAAGAAUCGGAUCAAAUCAUAAAGGAUACAAAUUUACCAUACGGGGAAACGUUGAAGAAAAACAGAAGGAUUCACAAAAGAGCGCUGCUUCUUGAAAACUUAGAAAAAAAAAGAAAAGAAAAUGAUUAAAUUGUUUUCAUUAAAGCAACAAAAAAAAGAUGGUGAGCAAACAGCGAAAACUGGAGGUCAACAGAAGAAAGCCUCCGCUGCACAGCUGCGUAUACAAAAAGAUAUAAACGAACUGAACCUGCCAAAAACUUGCGCCACUGAAUUUCCCGAUCCUGAUGAUUUGCUCAAUUUUAAAUUAAUCAUUUGUCCCGAUGAAGGUUUCUACAAGGGCGGUCGAUUCAUUUUUAAUUUCCGUGUUGGGCCUAAUUACCCUCAUGAACCGCCAAAAGUAAAAUGCGAAACUCAAGUAUAUCAUCCCAACAUUGAUUUGGAAGGUAAUGUGUGUUUAAAUAUUUUACGUGAAGACUGGAAUCCAGUGCUAACCAUCAAUUCAAUCGUUUAUGGUCUACAAUAUCUAUUUUUGGAACCCAAUCCGGAAGAUCCUUUGAAUAAAGAAGCCGCUGAAGUUUUGCAAACAAAUCGUCGCCUAUUCGAACAUAAUGUGUCUAAAGCAAUGCGUGGCAAUUUUGUGGGUGAAACAUAUUUUGAAUGUUGCCUCAAGUGAUAUAGAAAAUCCAAGGUAUUUAAUUUAAGCUAUGGCGUCUGUCUACUGGCCUUACUGUUGGGUUUUGGCAGUCGCUUUUACAUUAACUUAAUUUUUCAAAAUAAUUGAUACAAUUUG
Molecule: messenger RNA, 1436 nt
Organism: Glossina fuscipes
Lineage: Eukaryota; Metazoa; Arthropoda; Insecta; Diptera; Glossinidae
Gene: UbcE2M
Product: nedd8-conjugating enzyme UbcE2M
Exons: 4
Coding region: 768-1319 (183 amino acids)
Source: RefSeq, a predicted model, not a curated record